CACGCCCCUCCCCUGACCUGUGGCCAGGCUGCCUGGGGAGGGCAAAUUGUGUGAAGUUGUCAAAGGUUGCUUUGCUCUCCAGCACUUGGCACAGGCUCCGCUGAAAUGCGAUGCCGUUGGUUUUCAGGAGAGGUUCCUUUCUGCAGGGCUGCAAAGAGAUCAGCUGGUACUGUGUCUCCACCGGCGAGCCAAUCCACCCGACAGACAGAGCAGCCUUUUUAACCCCGAGACUUUCCACGAGCUCCUGUCCACGCAGGAAGUUUCCCUCUGCGGCUCAGCUUCGGCACCGAGCUCCUGCCGACAGAGCCAAGCCUGGCUGCCUGCUGCACAGAGCCGAGGCUUCCUUAAGACAUUUGUCCUUGAAACUGCACCAAAGUCUUGGAAGGACCCAGGACGUGCUGGUAAGGCCUGGCCGAAGUUGUGUGAAGUGCCAAAGAGCUGACAAUUUACUGGAUCAUCAAUGAAAUGAAUGAAUUCCUAUUAAAUUAUGAAGAUAUAAAGAGGAAAUCUGACGCUAACAUUAUUACAGUUUGAAAGGCUUCUCUGCAGAAUGUCCAACAAAGAUCGACACAUUGAUUCCAGCUGUUCGUCCUUCAUCAAGACGGAACCCUCCAGCCCAGCCUCCCUGACGGACAGUGUCAACCAACACAGCCCAGGGGGCUCCUCGGACGCCAGCGGGAGCUACAGUUCCACCAUGAAUGGCCACCAGAACGGACUGGACUCGCCCCCGCUCUACCCCUCCGCCCCUCUGCUUGGCGGCAGUGGGCCGGUAAGGAAGCUGUACGAUGACUGUUCCAGCACCAUUGUGGAGGACCCGCAGACCAAGUGUGAGUACAUGCUCAACUCCAUGCCCAAGAGACUGUGCUUGGUGUGCGGCGACAUUGCGUCUGGCUACCACUAUGGUGUGGCAUCCUGCGAAGCCUGCAAGGCCUUCUUUAAGAGGACGAUCCAAGGUAACAUCGAGUAUAGCUGCCCAGCGACGAACGAAUGUGAAAUCACGAAGCGUAGACGUAAAUCGUGCCAGGCUUGCCGCUUCAUGAAGUGUUUGAAAGUGGGCAUGCUGAAGGAAGGUGUUCGUCUUGACAGAGUACGUGGAGGCCGGCAGAAGUACAAACGCAGAAUAGAUGCAGAGAACAGCCCCUACCUGAACCCUCAGCUUGUUCAGCCAGCCAAAAAGCCAUAUAACAAGAUUGUCUCACAUUUGUUGGUGGCCGAACCCGAGAAGAUCUAUGCCAUGCCAGAUCCCACUGUGCCCGACAGUGACAUCAAAGCUCUCACGACAUUGUGUGACCUGGCUGACCGGGAGUUGGUGGUCAUCAUUGGAUGGGCAAAGCAUAUUCCAGGCUUCUCCACACUGUCCCUGGCGGAUCAGAUGAGCCUCCUGCAGAGCGCUUGGAUGGAGAUUUUGAUCCUUGGUGUCGUAUACCGAUCGCUUUCCUUUGAGGACGAACUUGUCUAUGCAGAUGAUUAUAUAAUGGAUGAAGACCAAUCCAAAUUAGCAGGGCUUCUUGACCUCAAUAAUGCUAUCCUGCAGCUGGUAAAGAAAUACAAGAGCAUGAAGCUGGAGAAAGAAGAGUUUGUCACCCUCAAAGCAAUCGCUCUUGCUAAUUCAGAUUCUAUGCAUAUAGAGGACGUGGAGGCGGUCCAGAAGCUCCAGGAUGUCUUACAUGAGGCACUGCAGGAUUACGAGGCUGGCCAACACAUGGAAGACCCACGCCGGGCAGGCAAGAUGCUGAUGACACUACCCCUGCUGAGGCAGACCUCCACCAAGGCAGUGCAGCACUUCUACAACAUCAAACUGGAAGGCAAGGUCCCCAUGCACAAACUUUUUUUGGAAAUGUUGGAGGCCAAGGUCUGACUAAAAGCCUCCUGGGCCCUCCUAUCCUGCACGCCUGCAAAAGGGAAUAAACCACCCCAAGAGGGCUGUCCAAGAAACAGUAGAGUUUAGUUACCAACAUCAGAAAUCAACAAGGACUGCCCUGAUCUUGGAGCAGCAAGACUAGGAAGCAGCAUUCCCACCCUGCUCUUUCUUCAUUAGUAAUUUCUUUCUCCCUGUCUCUGCUUCUCCUCCUCUGCCUGCUCACUUCUUUCCCUCCCUGCUUUGCUCCCUGUGUCUAACUCCUUUCUGCCUCACUUCUUGACUUCCUUAAUUACUGGUGGCUCCCUUUCUUCUUCGCUUAUUUCCCCUCCCUCCCUCCCUCCUUCCAUAUCGCUCUCUUUUUUUCUCAGCCUCCUUCUGUUCUAUUGAAUUUUUAAUGCAUCUCCUAAGAAAAUUCUUCUUCCUUCCUCCUGCACUCUCUCCCUCUUUCCUUCCUUCUUUCCUCUGCUGCUAAACUCUUAAAGAAGUCGCUAAUUGAACAGAGAUGGAAGCCAGCCCUGCCAAAGGAUGGAGGAUCCAUAAUAUGGAUGCCAGUGAAUUUAUUGUGAACCAUAAUGUCCCCAGUGACUAAGGAAUCAAAGAGAGAGAACCAUCGUCCCUAAAAGGACAGUGCAACUUAAGCAAAUUGACAGUGCAGUAUUAGAUUUCAUGGGGGCAGCCUCUAAUUAGCCAACUCAAGCAACGUUGCCUCGGCUGCUUCUCAUCAUUGCUUUUCCAUCUAGAUCAGUUACAGCCAUUUGAUUCCUUAAUUGUUUUUUCAAGUCUUCCAGGUAUUGGUUAGUUUAACUACUAUGUAACUUUUUCAGGGAAUAGUUUAAGCUUUAUUCAUUCAUGCAAUACUAAAGAAAAUAAGAAUACUGCGAUUUUGCGCUGGCUUUGAACAAUGAUGAACAAUAAAAAUGAAGGAUACAUGAAUCCUGAAGGAAGAUUUUUAAAGAUUAAAAAACAAAUGUUUUGUUUCUUCUUAUAAAUGGAGAUUUUUUUGUACCAGCUUUACCACUUUUCAGCCAUUUAUUAAUAUGGGAAUUUAACUUACUCAAGCAAUAGUUGAAGGAAGGUGCAUACAUCUCGGAUGCAAUCUAUGUCGUGUGCCGUUCUGGUCCCAGACAUCCAUUUUCAUGAGCUCCAGUGUACCUAAAUGUUCAUGAUGUGAGGAUUAGAACAUACCUGCCGUGACUCACAGCCGUCGCCCACGUAAGCCCUGCGCACGGAAUCCAGACCCACAUAGCCAUCAGGAGGAAAACACCUCUCUCCCGGGCGGUGCAGUGGCCUUCUGAUUUCUAGUUGCCUCGGUGAUUAGUAAUGAGACCCUGUGUGAAAUGACAGUUCUUGUCCCAGAAGGAACUGUGAGCCAGUUAAGCAUUUUUUGAGGCAAUAAGGCAAAAGCCAGAAUUUGGGGCAAAAAAUAAAUGUAUCUCUUAUCAAAGACAGCAGACGCCUGACCAAAUUCUAAUAUGUAAUCUCUGAGUUGAUUCAUUUAGGAAUGUUUGUUUAAAUUAAUCUGCAGUUUUACCAAUUACUCAGCCAAUAAGUGUGCUUUUCAACCAGUUCGAUCACAGCAAGAAAGUCAGUCAGGUUCCAGACUGUUAAUAGGUGUAAUCUAAUGAAGAAAUCAAUUAGAUACCCCAGAAAUCUGCAGUCGCUGAAUAACCAAUAAACAGUAACCUCCAUCAAAUGCUAUACCAAUGGACCAGUGUUAGUAGCUGCUCCCUGUACUAUGUGAAUGGUCUUAUUCUAUGUACACAGAUGUAAUUAAAAUUGUAAUCCUAACAAGCAAAAGAAAUGUAGUUCAGCUUUUCAAUGUUUCAUGUUUGCUGUGCUUUUCUGAAUUUUAUGUUGCAUUCAAAGAUUGUUGUCUUGUUCUUGUGGCGUUUGGAUUCUUGUGGUGUGUGCUUUUAGACACAGGGUAGAAUUAGAGACAAUAUUGGAUGUACAAUUCCUCAGGAGACUACAAUAGUAUAUUCUUUACCAGUAAUAAGGUUCUUCCUACUAAUAAUUAAGAGAUCGAAACUCCAAACAAGUAUUCAUUAUGAACAGAUACACAUCAAAAUCAUAAUAUUUUCAAAACAAGGAAUAAUUUCUCUAAUGGUUUAUUAUAGAAUACCAAUGUAUAGCUUAGAAAUAAAACUUUGAAUAUUUCAAGAAUAUAGAUAAGUCUAAUUUUUAAAUGCUGUAUAUAUGGCUUUCACUCAACGGAUCUCUCAGAUGUUGUUAUUAACUUUCUCUGUGUUGUUGCAAAACUCUUUGGUGCGGACACGUUUCCAAAACUACUGCUACUUUGUGUGCUUUAAACAAAAUACCUUGGGCUGGUGCUUCAUCAGCCUAGCGCUAGGAAUACUGUGUAUCUAUCAUUAGCUAUAUGGGACUAUAUGGGAGUAUGUUGUAGAUUGUGGUUUCUCAGUAGAGAAGUGAUUGUAGUGUGAUUCUAGAUAAAUCAUCAUUAGCAAUUCAUUCAGAUGGUCAAUAACUUGAAAUUUAUAGCUGUGAUAGGGGUUCAGAAAUUGGCACAUCCCUUUAAAAAUAACAACAGCAAAAUACAACUCCUGGGAAUAAACAAAAGGUGCUGAUUCUCUAACAUUAUUUCUGUAUGUGUUUUAAAAAAAAGAUUCUUUUUCCAGAAAGUUUCUGCAGGGUUUUAGUUGCUACUAUUCAACCACACUAUAUCUAGAGAAAGUCUGUCCAAUGUAUGCAUUGCUUUUACUGUAUCACAUUAAAGUACUUGGGCUUCAGAAAUAAAAACUGACCAACUGAAAAUAGGAGUUGGAGAUAGAUGGGAAAAGAAGGAAGUAUGAUUUUUAGUUUUCAAUCUAAGUGACUCAGCAUUACAAAAGACCAAGUUCCUCACAACUAGGAAACACAACCAAAACUCAGAGCUAAAAAGAACUGCACGGGCUUUAGGGUAAAAUGCUCAUCUCACACCUCACGGGAGGUAAGUUUUUUUCAUGUUUCAAGCAAGACCAUUUACUUAAUGUGAAGUUUUGGAAAGUUGCCAAGUUGUACAUUUUAGCCAUGUGAUUUUUUUAAUGUUACAUUUGCUUCUUUGAGGUUUUUUUCUUAUUUAAAGCAAUAUGAUUGUGUGACUCCCUGUGGUUACAUUUGUGUUCCAAUCAGAUUAGAUUGUUGUAUUUAUUCCACUAUUUUGCAUUUAAAUGAUAACAUAAAAGAUAUAAAAAAUUUAAAACUGCUAUUUUUCUUAUAGAAGAGAAAAUGGGUGUUGGUGAUUGUAUUUUAAUUAUUUAAGCGUCUCUGUUUACCUGCCUAGGAAAACAUUUUAUGGCAGUCUUAUGUGCAAAGAUCGUAAAAGGACAAAAAAUUUAAACUGCUUAUAAUAAUCCAGGAGUUGCAUUAUAGCCAGUAGUAAAAAUAAUAAUAAUAAUAAUAAUAAUAAUAAUAAACCAUGUCUAUAGCUGUAGGUGGGUUUCACAUCUGUAAAGCAAUCAAUUGUAUAUUUUUGUGAUGUGUACCAUACCGUGUGCUACCACAGAUGUCAUUUGUGUGAAUUUAUUUAUUUUAUAUUGUAUAUAUUGUUAAAUGCAAAAAGGAGAUAUGAUUCUGUAACUCCAAUCAGUUCAGAUGUGUAACUCAAAUUAUUAUACCUUUCAGGAUGAUAGUAGAGCAAUAUUAAACAAGCUUACACUUUUGA
Messenger RNA from Sorex fumeus (smoky shrew), 5522 nucleotides. RefSeq names its product estrogen related receptor gamma (gene ESRRG). Lineage: Eukaryota; Metazoa; Chordata; Mammalia; Eulipotyphla; Soricidae. The coding region runs from base 551 to 1858 and encodes 435 amino acids. Gene Ontology annotation, molecular function: nuclear steroid receptor activity; nuclear receptor activity; sequence-specific DNA binding. The transcript has 9 exons. The record is from RefSeq and is a predicted model, not a curated record. Gene Ontology annotation, cellular component: nucleus. Gene Ontology annotation, biological process: retinoic acid receptor signaling pathway; regulation of DNA-templated transcription.